Pichia kudriavzevii is the source of this 540-nucleotide messenger RNA. RefSeq lists its product as uncharacterized. The record is from RefSeq and is a predicted model, not a curated record. The transcript has a single exon. Bases 1 to 540 code for a protein of 179 amino acids. Gene Ontology annotation, biological process: reciprocal meiotic recombination. Gene Ontology annotation, molecular function: double-stranded DNA binding. NCBI's taxonomy places the organism in Eukaryota, Fungi, Ascomycota, Pichiomycetes, Pichiales, Pichiaceae.
AUGUACAACAUCAGAGAGGUGGAAACCAUAGCAAGCAAAAAAACGGGAAUCUGCCCAAUGCAAAUCAAGGAUGUUUUGAGAAACUUGGUUGAUGAAGGCUUGGUGAAUUGUGAAAAAUGUGGAACUUGCAAUAUUUAUUGGUCGUUUCAAUACACUGUUGUUAAAAAAAUAAAACAGGAACAUGAGAGAAUGAUGGAAAGGAAGGAACAACUACAAGAUAUAAUUCGAAAUUACCAGUGUGAACUUGAAAUUCUUCAAAGAGAUCGGCUUUUAAAGGACGCAGAGAGGGAUAACCUAUUGCGACAACUAUCUGAAUUGAGUAGUGUUAAUUCAUUGUUGGUUUCAAAACUAGCUUCCACAAUGGCUAACAAUCCAAUACAACUCACUUCAAGGGAACGACACAUUCAAGAGGUUCAAGAGGCGGUGGAUAUGAUGGUUGAUAACAUCGAAAUCCUCAUAUCAUUCAUUUAUGAGUGGAAUCCAUGCGGGUUGUCUAAAUCUGAAAUUAGGAAAUAUUUUAGAGUACCUGAAGAUCUCUAA